AUGCCAGACCAUCAGAUUUUCAAGACUGUGGUGUCACUGGUUGAAAAGGACGGAUCGAAACCCCUUCAAUUGGCCUUUGGCUCGCGCGUCGUGAAACCGGGCGACAAGAUCCCCAAGGGAGAAGCUCAAGGACUCCCAACACUUGAGUGGGACACAGCAAGCCCAGACCAGAAAUUCGUCGUCCUCAGCCUCGACCUCGACGCACCUUUUCCCUCGUUCGCGCCGCUGAGUCCCAUCCUGCACUGGCUCCAGACUGGUCUCGUCAUCGGAGGAUCAAGCAGUGCCGAUGGCGUUUGUCCCGCUGCUGCUGGCCAGCUAACCUCGCCGGACCCCGCCAUCGCAUUCUGGGCAGGGCCCGGCCCUCCCCCAAUCAGCAGCCCGCACCGCUACAUCUUCCUGCUCUACGCCCAACCACCCGACUUUGACGCACGCACGUUCACGAAAGCGGGUGGCUUUGGGAUCAGGGACCGCAUGAGGUGGGAUCUGUCGCGGUUUGAAAAGCGGGCGAAGCUGGGCACGCCCGUCGCGGCGACGUAUUUCUUGAGCAAUUAA
This is a messenger RNA of Fonsecaea nubica, 552 nucleotides long. RefSeq lists its product as hypothetical. The coding region runs from base 1 to 552 and encodes 183 amino acids. Lineage: Eukaryota; Fungi; Ascomycota; Eurotiomycetes; Chaetothyriales; Herpotrichiellaceae. Gene Ontology annotation, biological process: regulation of proteolysis; regulation of Ras protein signal transduction. The transcript is spliced from 2 exons. The record is from RefSeq and is a predicted model, not a curated record. Gene Ontology annotation, molecular function: phospholipid binding; peptidase inhibitor activity.